Symbiodinium sp. CCMP2592 is the source of this 375-nucleotide messenger RNA. The record is from the annotation of a GenBank genome assembly. Lineage: Eukaryota; Dinophyceae; Suessiales; Symbiodiniaceae.
AUGGCGGCUCCCGGAGGACCAGAGUUCAAGCUCGUGCUCUGCGGUGAUGGAGGUGUUGGAAAGACGACCCUGGUCAAGCGCCACCUGACAGGCGAGUUCGAGAAGAAGUACAUUCCAACCCUAGGUGUCGAGGUGCACCCGCUGCGAUUCACCACGAAUUGUGGACCGCUGACCUUCAACGUCUGGGAUACUGCCGGCCAGGAGAAGUUCGGCGGCCUGCGUGAUGGCUACUACAUUCAGGGUCAAUGUGCCAUCAUCAUGUUCGACGUGACGUCCCGCAUCACAUACAAGGCAGCAGAAGUGCAGUCGGCUUCGGAUCAUCUCUGCCUUUCGCACGCAACUUCUCCGACUUCACUGGCUCUUGACAUCUCUUGA